GGCGAUCAAACUGAACCGGGAGAAUCGUGAAAAUAACGUAGCGGAAUUAAGAUCUUUUUCCGGUUCCAUAUAGCGUUGCACGCACGAAAUCAUGAAGGCGAAGGGGGAAUUGAAGGAAUAUGAGGUGAUUGGGCGUAAAUUGCCCACUGAAAAGGAAAAGACAACUCCUUUAUACAAAAUGAGGAUAUUUGCACCUGAUGCAAUCGUAGCAAAAUCACGAUUUUGGUAUUUCUUGCGCCAACUGAAAAAGUUUAAGAAAUCAACUGGAGAAAUUGUUUCAUUGAAACAGAUUCCAGAAAAGACACCCAUAAAGAUUAAGAAUUUUGGAAUCUGGCUGAGGUAUGAUUCCAGAUCUGGUACACAUAACAUGUACAGAGAAUACCGUGAUCUAUCUGUUAGCGGAGCAGUAACUCAAUGCUAUCGUGAUAUGGGAGCACGCCAUAGAGCACGUGCUCAUUCUAUCCAAAUAAUCAAGGUGGAGGUCGUAAAAGCUGCAAAUUGCCGCAGACCUCAAGUAAAACAAUUCCACGAUUCUAAGAUCAAAUUCCCAUUGCCUAAACGCAUCCAACAUCGCAACCGUAUGCCGUUAUUCAGUGUUCGAAAACCACGUACCUAUUUCCUUUAAGGAACGAUGUUAUAACAACUCUUAUGUGCUAAAGAAAAUAAAAAUGCAUUUCCAAUGUG
Molecule: messenger RNA, 684 nt
Organism: Orussus abietinus
Lineage: Eukaryota; Metazoa; Arthropoda; Insecta; Hymenoptera; Orussidae
Gene: RpL18A
Product: 60S ribosomal protein L18a
Exons: 3
Coding region: 92-625 (177 amino acids)
Biological process (GO): translation
Cellular component (GO): ribosome; cytosolic large ribosomal subunit
Molecular function (GO): structural constituent of ribosome
Source: RefSeq, a predicted model, not a curated record